CGAGUGUUGGCGUGUAGUUGCUGCUUGCGUGUGUCUGAACAGCAGAGGGACAAGGAAGCCAGAGAUUUACCCCCGACCGAACUGGACUCUAUCGACAGCCUCUUCUUUAGCCCAGGAUGAGCGGCGCACGGCACCCAGCCGUCAGACGCUGAGGAGCGGCUUAUUGGCAAGAGCGGGUGAAUCACCGAGACCAACUCAAAGGAGAGAAGCUGAGCGGGCAGCCGCUUCCCACAUUCGCAUCAGACAUGGAGCCCCUCCAGGGCAGUGUCCACCAUGUCCCUUUCCGUGAGGCCUUGUCGUCGUCACAUCUCAUCCAUUACUAGGAGCCAGUCGUUUGCUGGAGUGAAUUCAUCACAGGACAAGCCCUACAGGACUCUAGCUGUGUUCAGCACCCCAAACAACAUCAGGAAGCCAUCUGUGAGAACUAGAAGGAUGUUCGGACUGUCCCACAAAUCCCCACCACCCAAGAUCCCACAGCCUGAGAGACUUGAUGAAGUUUAUGAAGCUCUUAAAAGAGGACUCCAAUCUUACCUGCAGGUCCAUCAGUUAGAACUGGAUAACCUAACGCGACAGAUGAGGGAGUCUAAGAGGAAUUCAAGGCUUGGCUUCUUGUACGAGUUGGAUAAGCAAGUCAAAUCUAUUGAAAGAUUCAUGCGCCGGUUGGAAUUUCACCUAAGCAAGAUUGAUGAACUUUAUGAGGCUUACUGCAUGAAGCGUAGACUCAGGGAUGGAGCUAAUAAAAUGGUGAAGGCAUACACAGCAUCCCCAGGCAGCAAAGAGGCACGUGAGAGCUUGGCAGAAGCUAACAAAGGAUACAGAGAGUAUACAGAGAGUAUGUGCAUAUUAGAAAAUGAACUGGAAAAUCAGCUUGGUGAAUUCCAUGUGAAGAUGAAAGGUCUUGCAGGAUUUGCACGACUAUGUGCUGGAGAUCAAUAUGAGAUCUUUAUGAAAUAUGGGCGUCAAAGAUGGAAGCUACGGGGCAGAAUUGAGGUUAAUGGAAAGCAGGUCUGGGACAGUGAGGAAAUGGUGUUCUUGCCCCUCAUCACAGAGUUCCUUUCUAUCAAGGUGACGGAACUGAAAAGCCUAGCCAAUCAUGUAGUGGUCGGGAAUGUCUCCUGUGAGACAAAGGAUCUCUUUGCUGCCCUCCCCCAGACAGUUGCAGUUGACAUCAAUGAUCUGGGCACGAUCAAACUAAGCCUAGAGGUAACUUGGAAUCCAUUUGACAAAGAUGACCAGUCGUCUGCUGCCAGCACUGUCAAUAAAUCUUGCACCGUAAACAAGAGGUUCUCCACAUACAAUCAGAGUCCACCAGACACCCCCUCCCUGCGAGAACAGGCAUUUUAUCACCCUCCUGGAGUCACCAUGGAAAAGCACAGAUGGUCAUUAUUGGAUGUUUUCCGGGAGACUUUGGUAGAAAAACUCUCUCGCAGUUGCUCUUGCAGUGAUGUGACUACUAUCAGUAUGGGUUCUCAUGAUUAUAAGGUUCCUAACAUGCUCCGACGCCAGGAUGAAAUAGAGAAUGGAACAGCUUGGUCUAAUUCUUCAGAAUCCUCAGAUGAUUCUUCAAGUCCUCAGCUCUCAGUAACUUUGCGACACAACCAGAAGGCACUUGUUCAACCAGAGAUUCAGACCACUGCUCCUGCAAUUGAAAUCUCAUUUGUUCAGAGGGAGGAAUCUGACAACAUAAAUACCCCUCUACAGGACGUUGAAGAGACACAGAUAAAGGUGGCAGAGAAGACAGUGGUUGCUAAUGGUCAUGUGCGCUACUCACGAUCACUGAGCCAUAUAAGUGAAACCAGCAUAGACGGUGCUGUUGUGGAAGUGAAUCCUUCAGAGAGUGACCCAACAAAGGCAAUUUGUGAACUUGAGGCAGUAUCUGUCACUGACAUUCUUAUGGAUAUGUCUUGCACAUCUGAAGUAGUUGUCGAGUCCCAGAUGAUGGACACACUGCCACAAGAGCAGGAUGUGGCUGAACAUGUUACUUCUCAACAGAUGGAAUAUAUUUCAGCUGUGAAAAAUGAGGAGCCAUCUCUUAUCAUUGGGGACCAAGAGAAUGUAACCAAGAAGACCCCAGUGACAAUUGCCACAGAGACCGUGUCAGUAGUCAGUAAUCCCUCAGACAAUUUACCUUUGCCUGUGGUGUUGCCUGUGGGUGAAUCUAGUACUGAACUUGCAGUGGUUCAGCCUACAAGUUGUUUGGACAUAUCCUCAGAGUACAGGACCAAAGUACAGCAGAGUCAGCCAGAUGCAUGUGAGGGCAAAGGACUACCACUGGAGGUAUCUAGGACUACAGCCACAGAGAAGGCCAGAGUGACUCAUGGAGAGAAGGCCAGGUCUGUGGACAGUGGACUUGCAGAAGCUUUAAACACACUAAUCUCCAUGCUGGAUGACUAUAGAGGGCAGUUCCCUGAGCUCCAACGUUUGGAACAGAAAGUGAAAUAUCUGGAAGAAAUACUUUUGAAACAGGGAGUUUCUCGCAGCAGAGCAUCAAGUAUCAGCUUGACAGUGGAGCAUGCUCUGGAGAGUUUUGAUUUCCUAAACACAUCUGAUUUGGAGGAUGGUGGUUCUGAGGGAUCAGAGGCGGAGACGCAUCAACCUGAUAGCAUUCCUUAUAGUAGUGGAGCAUGCAGCAAGGAUAGCAGAAUAGCAGAGAUUUCAACAGAAGAUAUUUGGGCUUUUCCAAUUUCUGGAGGGGCUCCAGAAUCCAUGACAACUGGGAGUGAAUCAUUGGACCGUGCCUUGGUGGUCCACCUCACAAACUGCAUAAAUCUACUUCUGCAUCUUGGAACAUAUGGACCUUUACGGUGCAAGGAAAUUUAUGCACUCGACAAGCUGAUGAGAGAAGCCAGGGUCAUAGAGGUCAUUGGCAAAGUAAGCGAAGAAAAGGCUGGGGUUGUAAAUUCUGCUGAAGAAGUUCUGCCUCCUCUGGAGUCCAAACAUGGAGCAGUGACGUUUUGGAAUCAGUGUUCAGAGAGUUCAGAUGUGUACAUAGUCUCUGUGGAAACGUUUUUACUUAAGUUGAACUGCAUUUUUGGCUCACAGCUUCCGGAUAAGUACUUGAGCCUAGCUGACACAGUGUGCAUCAGAUUGGCUGAGCGGGUACUAGAGAAAAAGUUACCUAGGCGGCCUCGUCCUGACAUCAAAGAAUCUAUUACCAUUUUCCAGUACUGGAGCCAUUUGGAAUCAGAGGACAUCUUUGUGUUGGAAAAUUACAUGGCUGAGCUGGCGGAAGAGGUGUCACUGAUCCAGAACUUGCAGUCAAAGGACCAAGACAUUGUACUGAAGGCGUUAAAACGCACCCCCCAAACACGUCUCCAAAAGGACACUAUCCGAGCAGUCAGUCUGCUCCUGCUUGAUGACCGGACUAAGGUGACCAGUGGUGCCACAGCAUUACUCAAGAGCCUGGCAGAAAAUCCUCGAUUACGAGAAAAGGCACUGGUGUCCUGUUUGGAGCUUCUUGAGGAUGAGAGUGUGGAGUCCCGAGUAGCUGGCUGCAAAGCACUUGCAUGUCUUAAGGCCAAAGAGAGCAUUGACCAACUUGUGUUCCUUUGUCAAACAGACAAGGAAAGUGUACGGAUAUGUGCAAAACAGGCCUUGUUGUCUUUUGGUGAAGAAGGAAAACUGGCUUACCAGCUUGCUGAAGACACACAGGAUGGCAUCCCACGACUUUUUGCUCCUGGCAGUAUGGCUAGCACAGCAUUUUAAGACCAAUAAAUGCAUGCCAUUUGUGCACUGCUCUGGGCAGUCACUUCAACUGUGCAGAAUAACAGUAUUAAUGAUUGCUUGGAAGGUGGGAAACCAUUGUUUUAAGAAGAGAUAUUUAUUGCCAUAUCAUUUGGCCUAGUAUCCCCUUCCAAAGCAAAGUGGGGUCGGUGCAUGGCACCAGCUAACAAAACUAGCUGGUUGAAAAAAUUGUAGGCUAAAAGUUCCGGGUUUGACAGGAAAAGUGCCAGCGGUCAAAGCUACAAGAAAACAAAGCAAAAAGGGAAUUAAAUGUUACACAAGAACCUCUCUGAAGGCAUUGCACUUUGAACUUUUGUAAAUGGCCAGUAGGCACCAAAAAUGUGGAAUGUUGCAGUCUGUGUUAAGAUUUUUGUUGUUAGUUUGCUGCAAACCAAGCAGAGAUGUACUUUUGUGGAGGAACAUGGUUCAAACUGGGAAGCUGUUUAAUCAUUCACUUUGUGGAGCUGCUGCAACUCAGUGUCAUAGGAAAUUUAACCACUUGUAUGUGAGAAUUAUUUCUUUACUAUUUUCUCUACUUGAACCUGGUUUGUUUUUAUUUCAAUACAUGGUGCAUAGCACACAGUGGCCCCCUGGUGGUAGCCUUCACAAAAUUACCAAGAGUAAUAAAUUUAAAGCUAAAGAUUGUGAAUUUGUAUUUCAUUAUUUGUGUAUAGUAUAAAUUUUAAUGUGCAAUAAAUGGUAAAACAAAAUAAAAAUAAUGUUGAGUUUCUUGUUACCACUAGAAUGCCUUGAAGGUUUUAUCAAAUUUUAUUUUUGCUGUGUCACUGCAUUGCAGAAAGCAGCUCAACUGUGAGGAGUUGUGUUGUACUUCUGUAGCUUAUCCUUUCCAAAUUUCAGAAAAAGGCUACAUUAAGAGAUUCAAAUCCAAUUGUUGCCCGUGAACAUGAAAUGUGAAAGUUUGUAAAUGACCAAGAUUGUUGGAAAUAACAUCCUUCAAAGUUCAUCUAGUCCAUGUAAAUGAUACAAUUAAGCCAAUACAUGGAAGAAGAACUAAAAAGUGUCACAUUUGCAGUUUAUUUGUGCAAAAUCCAGUAAACAACAAAAAUGAACAUCAAAAAUUUAAAUAAGUGAACAGAAUGUUAAACUAUCUUCCCAGUUUGAGCCCUUGAUAUAAAUGUAACACAUUUUUGGUAAAAUUGUUCUAUUUUAUAUAUUAUUUUAAUAGGGUCAAGACAGGAGUACACCAGGAACAACCCGGUUAAGAGAGGAAAAAAGCCACUUUAAUUCAAGUGCCUCAUGUUGCAAUGAAAAUCGUUUUAAGUUUUAAAAAAAAAAAAUAAUUAUUUAAGACAAAUGUAGUGGCAUAUUAGUUAAACUGCAGUGCAAUUUAAAAUAUUUUAUUUUCUGAUUGUGGGACAUAAAUAUUAAAAUGAUUUACACUGAUUUUUUCUAUUAAGUAUAUAUUGUAUGUAAUAUACAUUACCUUAAAUUUAACUAUAAGCAAAAUAAUAAAAUUUUCUGUAUAA
Molecule: messenger RNA, 5210 nt
Organism: Erpetoichthys calabaricus (reedfish)
Lineage: Eukaryota; Metazoa; Chordata; Cladistia; Polypteriformes; Polypteridae
Gene: ripor1
Product: RHO family interacting cell polarization regulator 1
Exons: 23
Coding region: 274-3705 (1143 amino acids)
Source: RefSeq, a predicted model, not a curated record